CGGAGUAUAAAAAGCCACAGCUCCAACACCGUUGAGCGCCAACAUGAGUACUGACGAUCAGCAAGGUGAAGAGAGCCACAAUAAAUCUCGUCUUCACGUUAGGAUACUGUCAGGGCCAGCGGAGAUAAUGGCCAGUGGGGCCACCUCUUCAAGUAGCACCCAUCAGGAUCCGUCUGAUGCAACGAGAGGUGAAUCUGCCCAGGCUCCCAAGUGCAAAGAGGAGCCUUCCAGUGGAUCGACGAGCAACUCGGGCAAACGACCGGAACGGUUAUCCCUCAAACUUCCCCGACGACUGCAGUGGGUGUCCGCCAACUGGACGUGGUCCAAGUGGAAGCCAGCCCUGCGCAGUGCCGUAUCAGCAUGGGUUUGCCUCAUCAUAUUUGUUAUUCCGACCAUGGAGAACGUGUUGGGUCAGGCCAGCUUUCUCAUCCUCAUCGCGUCAUUCCUGUCCGCGCCAAGUGACCCUUUUGUCGCCGUAAUCGAACGUGAGUGUAUAAUCCUCCUGCUUGUAGGUUUGGGUUGGGCAUGGUUGUGUCUCGCUCUCAAGUUGGCAGAUCUUGCUAGAACUAUACAUGUAAUCAAUCCCACCACAACAAGUGUUGUAAGCGGUCAAUACCUUCAAACUGCGCCAAAUAUCAUCAUAGCUGUAUUCUUUUUCUUUGGGAGUGUUUUCUAUAUGUAUGUCAAAGCUCGCCAAGGUCCAGGACCGUUUCUUCUUGCGUGUAUACUGGGUUGCAUCGGGAUGGAUAUCUUGUUCGCCACCGGCGUUCUUUAUCCGUAUCCUUAUUAUAGCCUUGGUAAAAUUAUCAUGGUUCCACUUGCUUUCCACUCCGCUGUCGCUCUAUCAACUUCGAUCCUUGUCUUCCCGUCUUCGAUUUCCUCUCUUUUCACAGCUCGUCUCCAAGGGGUGCUUUUAUCUCUAGCAGACGCUAUCAAAGAACAUCGCGAGCAUCUUGUUGCAGAUGUAACAUCCCCCAGUUUUUCGGCUGCUCCGAUUACUGCCGCUGUUGAUAAAGCAGAAGGGGUGUUGGGCCAACUUGCCGCGGCUUGCCGCCUGUUAAAAUUGGACGUCAUAUACUGUCGUAUUGCUCCCACGGACUAUGGUGAAAUGCAUCAGUUGGCUAGGCGCUUGGUGAUCGUGGCCAAUGGGCUAGGUGUCUACUACACACUUAUCGACCCCACAAGAGAACGGUUUCCCGUUACUCCUGCGCAGUCGAAUCCUGGUACCCCUUCGGUAAACACGCCCGCGCCAUCGCGGCCCUCAUCUCCUGACCUAUCGCGCCCACAUACCCGCGAAGGCACUUCUGGUGAUGUCACUCAUAAACGCUCUCGCCGUCCGGGCUCAGCUCAUCUGUCUUGCAACUCGUCGCCACACCUUUUCCACCGACAUUCUUACAAGCAUAGUCCUCACCACUCUCAUCACGGUAUUCUUCACAAUAGUCUCCUCCACCUUGCUGCGCCUCGCAUCCCUAGGACGGAAUCAGCUGUUGGAGUAUUUGAAUCAUAUCGAUAUCUCAACCUGGAGGCGACGCGCUUCUCACAUCCGGAAUCUGAAAGAUACAUAGCGAGUUCUACACAGCUCCUGAGCGCGAGCUGUCAUGACUUGCUCAUUAUCUGCGAAGCUAUCCUUCGCGAGUCGUGUGAAUGGCUUGCUCACAUUCGAGAGCAUCGCUUUGACUUUUGGGUGAACCCAGAGGAGAAAGACCGGAUUCGGAAUGACCGUGUCCAAAAGUUUGAGGGCCUUUUGCGUAAACUCUCGCAGGAAUUGGAUGAGUUCACCGUGAAGAAGAGGCUCCUGGUGCUGGAACCUUAUCGUCGGAUGUUCGACUCUGAUAGCGAUCGUGACGGUGUUCCUCCACAUAGAUAUCUCUUUCAUUGUUACGUCUAUCAAUACCACCUGAUGCGAUUUGCUUCUACCCUUCAGGGACUGCUCGAGGAGAAUAUAAGGCUCGACAGGCAGAGAAAGCACCCUAAAUUCUGGUUUCCGUCGUUGAAACUUUCAAAGUUUGCCUUUUGGUCGACGGGGGAACCCCCUGAGGACGCCGACGGGAAUGACGAUGAAAAUCCCGAGACCAUCCCGGGCAUAGCCCUCUCAGGUGCGACGGACCUUGGUCGAGCAGUCCGCAGAGACCCAGAUGCGCUUCCUCCUCGAAAUGCACUAGAAGCGGUUGCGGGUCAUUUGUAUCGCAUGAUUGCUGGUUUAGGUGGCGGCAAUGCGUUGUUUGCGAUCAAAGGAGGUGUGCUCUCAGUGAUACUGAUGUUGCCUGUUCUUCUAAAAUCGUCCGCAGAGUUUGCGUACAUGGAGAAACUCAUAUGGGCAAUAGUCAUGGCACAGACCACUCUCGCUCGGUUUCACGGCGACACAGUUUUUGGCGUCGUGACUCGAAUCUUCAGCACCUUCGUUGGCGGCUUAUUAGGCACCAUUAUAUGGUACAUAUCGACUGGGUCUGGCAGUGGGAACCCGUACGGUCUGGUUGCUCUUUGCUUCGUCUGCUUCCCGUUUUUCUUUUUUGUUAGGCUUUACUGGCCUGUGCAACCUAUGACAAGUAUUCUCAUAUUUGUCACUGCUGGUUUGGUGAUCGGGUAUUCGUACCAAGAUACUCACUUGAUCACUCCAUCCUCCCCUGGUCUGGGCAUUGAUGUUGCAUGGAGACGUUUUGUACUAGUGGCUAUCGGAGUGCUCUGCGCUGGUGCAUUUUCUCUUCUACCUCCAAGUACAACGAUCCGGUCGUACCAGCGGAGAGCUCUGGCUACUACUGUAGCAGAGCUUGGUUCGACAUAUUGUUCUGUCAUUUCCUUCACCAGCACACGACGGGAAGACGAUAUAACUUCAAUCGUUCAGAGCCUACUUGCCAUUCGGAGCAAGCUGAAGCGAUCGAUGGCGGGCAAGGCGAACGUGAUAUAUGAGUUCUCUCUCCGAGGAAAAUGGCCCUCAAGGAGGUACCAGAAGAUACUUGACAUUCAAUUACAAUUGUCGUACCUGUUAUCCGAUCUGCUUUCAGUGGUUAACCAGUUGGAUCCCUCAUGGGCACGAGCAUUUUUAAAGCGUACACGUUUACUGGACCCCGACUUUCAGGGAGACGUGCUGGCUGUCAUUAGCUUGAUUUCAACAUCUCUGCGGACUGGAAAUCCACUGCCCCAAGUGACGCCUUGUCCACUUCUUGACCGCUUCAUGGAGGGAUCGCAGGGGUUUAAUGUUAUCCUCCAAGAGUCAGAAGACGACUUCGGGUUACCGAAAAAUCUAACCCUCGACACGCUAGAGAGCCUGCAGUACAUGAUAUUCUGUGUUGGUGUCUCUACUGCAUUUGCAAUUGUGACCCGGCUGGACCGACUGAUGAUCACAACCAAAGAAUUGGUUGGUGAACAGUAUCACAUCGAUGGCAUCGGACUACCGUUACACUAUCGACAUAGGCCUACUGGCAUAGAGAUGAGAUCUCCGACACUUUCUCUCCGGUAGUCCUGAGCAGGUUUCAUUUCCUCAAAAAAUUCCCUCGCUUCUAACCAGCUCAGGCUGCGAUGCUUGUUGAUACGAGUUAACUCGUUCAUGUUAUGUAGUACUCACUUCAGACAACGGGGACUGCAAAUAUUGUGGAGUAUGUGUACUCGUGGUGAUCAGAUCGAAGGCGAUCUCGUGCUUGGAUGUUGCACGGAUUUAAAUUUUUACCAGGAGA
Messenger RNA from Pisolithus orientalis, 3671 nucleotides. RefSeq lists its product as uncharacterized. The record is from RefSeq and is a predicted model, not a curated record. NCBI's taxonomy places the organism in Eukaryota, Fungi, Basidiomycota, Agaricomycetes, Boletales, Pisolithaceae. The transcript has 21 exons. The coding region runs from base 44 to 3457 and encodes 1137 amino acids.